This is a messenger RNA of Cinara cedri, 519 nucleotides long. Lineage: Eukaryota; Metazoa; Arthropoda; Insecta; Hemiptera; Aphididae. The record is from the annotation of a GenBank genome assembly.
AUGCCUAAGAGACGAUGCGGUUUUAAUAUAAAAUUAAAAACGCAGUUUCCUAAUUUAAGAGAUGCUAAUGAAAUAGAGAAAGUUCUGUGUACCGAGUGUAAAUCUAUAUUCUCAAUAGAACAUGGUGAGAUAUUUUAAUAUUUUCAUAUAUACACAGUCCGAAUAGAAGAAUUCAAAGAAUUGUGUGAUUUUGUAAAUGUCGAGUUCAAAAACUCGAUUUUGGGUACUGUUAAAACACGAUGGUUAUCUUUGCAACCAGCUGUUACUACAAUUUUGAAACAGUUUUUCGAUAACCCUGUUUCUAUUGCAUGGUUGUAUUUUAUUCAAACCCAAUUGAAGGUAGUUUGCGACACAAUAACGAGAACUGAAAGCGACAAUAUUUCAGUAAGUGAAGUAUAUGAAAAACUGGAAGUGGUAUGUGGAAAAAUAAGGAACAGACAAAGCCAACAAUUUUUCAUAUUAAAAUUAGCUUUAAUUAUUGAAGACCUUGAUGAAAAAAAAGAUAUACAGCAAAAAUAA